GGCUCACUACAACCUCUGCCUCCCGGGUUCAACUAAUUCUCCAGCCUCAGCCUCCUGAGCAGCUGGGAUUACAGGCGCCUGCCAUCAUGCCUGGCUAAUUUCUGUAUUUUUAGUAGAGAUGGGGUUUCACUGUGUUGGCCAGGCUGGUCUUGCCGACCUCGUGAUCCACCCUCCUUGGCCUCCCAAAGUGCAGGGAUUACAGGUGUGAGUCACUGCACCCGGCCAGUUCUAAUAGUUUUUAAGUGGAUUCCAUAAGAUUUUCUACAUACAAAUAUCAUGUCACCUGCAAACAAAUGAAGUUUCAAUUCUGCUUUUCCAGUAUGGAUGCAUUUUAGUUCAUUUUCUUGCUUAAUUGCCCUGGAUAGAACCUCCAGAACAUUACUGAAAAGAAAUGUCAAGGGAAGUCACUUGACUUGCAGCAAUCCUUGUGUUGUUCCCAGUCUUAGGGGGAAAACAUUCCAUCUUCUGCCGUUAAGUAGAUGUUAGCUGUGAUUUUUUUUUUUUUUUUUUGUUAAACUGCUCCUUGUGGAGAAGGGCUAGCCCAUAGGCAGGCAGUGUGCGGAAAGUAGUGAGCUAUAAAUUUUUCAUUAAUAGCCUUUAUCAGGUUGAGGAAGUUCAUUUCCUAGAUUGUUGAGUGUUUGUGUAAGUGUGUGUGUUUGUGAGAGAGUGUUAGGAUUGAGUUUUGAGAGAAUUGUGAAAUGUGCGUUAGAAAAGUAAAGAUGCUAUGUCAGGUAAUAAGGGGCAGAUAAUAAUGCUUAUCUUGCUGGAGGAAGAGGGGCUAGAUUUUCCUCUUUUUCCCUCUCCCUUUCUUCUCCAUUCCUUUCUUGUUUUUGUUUUGAGAUGGAGUCUCGCUCUAUCGCCCAGUCUGGAGUGCAGUGGCCUGAUCUCAGCUCACUGCAACCUGCGCCUCCCAGGUUCAAGCGAUUCUCUUGCCUCAGCCUCCUGAGAAGCUGGGACUACAGGCUAAUUUUUGUACUUUGAGUAGAGACGGGAUUUCACUAUGUCGACCAGGCUGGUCUCGAACUCCUGACCUUGUGAUCUACCCGCCUCAGCCUCCCAAAGUGCUGGGAUUACAGGCGUGAGCCACCAUGCCUGACCCAUUCUUGAUCUUUAAUCAUCUUCCCAUCAGUCCACAUGCACAUUUGGAGAGGACUUAAUCUUUUACUGAUCUGAAUAAUUAAGAUUUUUUGAGCAGUGGAAGUAUCCUUUCUUUUGAAAAAUACUAAAAACCGUGUGGAGAAUUUCUUACUGAAUAGCUUGAUAGCUAGCUUUGGAGGGCAUCAGAGAAGAUACUAAAUCAUAAAUGAAGUGCCAACUGCGGACUUACAAAGAAGUGAACACAGUGGAAUACUUCAGCCAUGAAGAAUGAAAUCCAUCUUCAAAAAGAAUGAAAUCCUGUCAUUCUUGGCAACUUGGAUGGAACUAGAGGACACUGUGUUAAGUGGAAUAAGCCAGGAACAGAAAGACUAAUAGGGAUGCCAAAGGAAAAAUAUGAUCCUCCAGAUCCUCGCAGAAUUUAUACCAUCAUGUCAGCAGAGGAGGUAGCCAAUGGGAAAAAAUCUCACUGGGCAGAAUUAGAAAUCUCGGGUAGAGUGCGGAGCCUAAGUACAUCACUUUGGUCAUUGACACAUUUGACAGCGCUGCACCUAAAUGACAAUUACCUUAGUCGCAUUCCACCUGAUAUUGCCAAGCUUCAUAAUCUGGUUUACCUGGAUCUGUCAUCCAAUAAACUCAGAAGUUUACCAGCAGAACUAGGAAACAUGGUGUCUCUCAGGGAAUUGCUUUUAAAUAACAAUCUGUUACGGGUUUUGCCUUAUGAACUUGGUCGGCUCUUCCAGCUACAAACUCUAGGUUUGAAAGGCAAUCCUUUAUCACAGGAUAUUCUCAACUUAUACCAGGACCCAGAUGGAACUCGAAAGCUACUGAACUUCAUGCUUGACAAUCUCGCAGUUCAUCCAGAGCAGCUUCCUCCGAGGCCAUGGAUUACAUUAAAAGAACGAGACCAAAUUCUGCCAUCAGCAUCAUUCACGGUUAUGUGUUACAAUGUGUUAUGUGAUAAAUACGCUACCCGGCAGCUAUAUGGCUAUUGCCCAUCCUGGGCAUUAAACUGGGAAUACAGGAAAAAGGGAAUUAUGGAAGAAAUUGUUAACUGUGACGCAGAUAUCAUUAGUCUUCAGGAAGUGGAAACAGAGCAAUACUUCACUCUCUUUCUGCCAGCAUUGAAGGAGCGUGGAUAUGAUGGAUUUUUUUCUCCAAAGUCACGUGCCAAAAUCAUGUCUGAGCAGGAGAGAAAGCAUGUAGAUGGUUGUGCAAUAUUCUUCAAAACAGAAAAAUUUACAUUGGUGCAGAAGCAUACAGUGGAAUUUAACCAAGUGGCGAUGGCUAAUUCAGAUGGAUCCGAAGCUAUGCUGAACAGAGUCAUGACAAAAGAUAACAUUGGUGUCGCUGUGGUAUUAGAGGUCCACAAAGAACUAUUUGGAGCAGGUAUGAAGCCUAUUCAUGCUGCAGACAAACAGCUGCUUAUAGUGGCAAAUGCCCACAUGCAUUGGGACCCAGAGUAUUCUGAUGUGAAGCUCAUCCAGACCAUGAUGUUUGUCUCAGAGGUUAAAAACAUUCUGGAGAAAGCCUCUAGUAGGCCUGGCAGCCCAACUGCAGAUCCUAAUUCCAUCCCGCUGGUGCUAUGUGCAGAUCUUAACUCAUUGCCAGAUUCAGGUGUUGUGGAAUACUUAAGCAAUGGAGGAGUAGCUGACAACCAUAAAGACUUCAAGGAACUAAGGUACAAUGAGUGUCUUAUGAACUUCAGCUGCAAUGGAAAGAAUGGAAGCUCAGAAGGGAGAAUCACACAUGGCUUCCAACUUAAGAGCGCCUAUGAAAAUAACUUGAUGCCUUACACCAAUUACACCUUUGAUUUCAAAGGCGUGAUUGACUACAUUUUCUAUUCCAAGACUCAUAUGAACGUGCUUGGUGUCCUGGGGCCUUUAGAUCCUCAAUGGCUGGUUGAGAACAACAUCACUGGGUGUCCACACCCUCACAUCCCUUCAGACCACUUCUCACUGUUAACACAACUUGAACUCCACCCUCCACUCCUGCCUCUUGUCAAUGGUGUUCACUUGCCUAAUCGGAGGUAGUGGAGUACUGCCCCGCCAAGACGGGGAUCUGUUGCUAUGGACCUGUACAGUUGUAAAUCAAAGUAUGUAGGAGUGAAGUAUGGCCAUCCUUAAGCUGCUUCUUCAGGUUUCUUUCAUUAUGUGUUUGCUGUAAGACUUUGUACAUUUUUUGUGCAUAUUGGUAUCAUUUGGCAGUAGGGCUGGAACCAAAGUAUUACUCUCUUUCCAAAAUUUUAAUUUAACAUGUUUUUAAAUUGGACCUUCUUUAUAUUGUAUUAAGAGCCAGCAUUCAAAAUUGAUAAAUUACCAAUUUGAGGCCCAACAACAGUGUAUUUGUUUUUCCAAAACAAAUACUUUCUUUUGAAUGGUUUCAGUGAGCCAACCAUUUUAUAAAAGGUAAUUUUUAAAAACUAUAAAUACAGUAUUUUAAACUGAAUGAUGAUAUGCCUUCCAGGGAAAACUUUGAAUUUUUCCUUUAUAACUGACUUUUGGAUUCCCAAGUCAUUUGCACAUUAACAGAGUACUUAAAUUUACUUCUUCUGUACAUAAACUAUGAUAUAGCCUCUAUACAUGGUAAGAAAAUUUGAAAAAUUAAAGAUGGUUGCACAGUAUGCUUUCAUAAUCAAGCAUGUAACACCACAUGACAAUUUGUUGGCCAAAUGCUGGUUUGGAGUUUUUUUGAGGAAUCACUUUGGUUUUUUUGUCCUUUCUAUAUAACCUUAUUGGAAGUAUUAAUUCUAAGCCUGUCUCUCAAGUUUAUUUAUAGAGAAAGAGUAAGUAAUCUGUAUUGCCACAUACCUUGAAAAUAGAAUGCGGUACGUUUAGGAUGCCCACAGAAUGAAUUUUUCCUUAUUCCAAUUCAACCUUCUGUCUGGUUGUGCCAGGAAAACAUAUGUUAUAUGACCUAUAUCAUUUUUGCCAUUAUAGUCAAAUGUUAAAAGAAGAAAAAAAUCUGCUGAAUAAAAAGGCCUUGACCAAAGUUUCAGAUGGGGAAAAUCAUACAGAUAUUUUAUGUGUCUCCAACAUAGAUUAUGUGGCUGUUGGUUUUUUGAGAUGACAGUGCAAAGGAUUUGGGAGAGAGAACAAAUUUGGGGCAGUAGUUGAAAACGUUGGGUCAUUUUCCUGACUCUAGCUGCCAAAUGGCCAUCAUAUGCUUUUAAUCUUUGUUUCAGUUGUCUGUCAGGGUUAAAUUAAGAAGCUACUGGUUUAUUCCCAAUUGUUGAUGCCUUUAGGUAUGUUGGAAUCUUUUUUUUGCCUAGGAGGGGCCAGUUGAAAAUCUGUGACUCAAGAGGCAGUGAACAGAAUACUGUUUUCUGGGGAAAAAUUGGUUGGCUACUUGAUGUUAAUUAUGGCACAGUAACAGGAAAAGGUUGUGUCUGUGUUUUUAAGUUUUUCUUUAUUCUGCUUUUUUGCUGCUAUAAGAGUUUUCUGAAAUUUAUAUUUUAAACUUUUCAUGCACUUUACUGUUUCUAGUCUCAAUAUGUGAUAUUUUUAAUAAACAAGAAAUUUUCCAUUAUGUGAAUGAAAUUUUAAAAGACAAUAGCCUAUAUUUGUGUCUCACUAAUAUAUAAAGUACAGGUCAAAUUUAAAUUAUUUAAUUAGUUUUAAAUAUACACAAUUUGUCUCCUCUUUCAAACCUGACAUCUUAGGCUGUUUUAUUAAUCUUAAAUGAUGCAUUUACUUUGGUCAUUUUAUGCUAAUUUCUUCCAUGGUAAAUUAAUCAGGCUAUAUAAGGUAAUAUUUCCUCAGAGGGUAAUUUUAGUGGGACGAGGGUGGUGGGAUGAUGUCAUAUCAUACAUGGGAUUGCAUCAGAAGGGUUCUGUAAAGCCUAAACUCCCUUUUAAAAGUGCCUAGUGAUAGAGGCGUUGUUUGUCAUCUAUUAUAAUUGGAAUGUCAUUGUAGUUCAGUGAAUUUUGAUGUAAAUAAAAUAUCUUUUAAAAAUGUUAAAGUACCAGAAUAAACAAACAAAAAGAAACAACCCUUAAGAUGACAGAUUUUCCUCAACAUGCAGGUUUCCCUUCUUAUAUACCUCAAAUAUCCAACAUCUAGCCAUGCAAAUUGAUUACCUGAAGCAUAGUACUGGAAAGUAGAAUAGCAUGAAAAACUUAAUUUUGUGGACAUUACCUUUUUUUGUAAUCAGCUACUGUAUGUUUUAUUUUAGAUCUUUUGUUUUGGGUGGGUUUUCUGCUCUGGAGGUAUAUGCACUAACAAAACAUUUUCCUCCUUUCAUAUACGCAUGUUAAUUAGCAAUGUGAGCAAUAUUUCUUACCAUACUUCACUCCCAAUAUUUUUUGAGAUGUUUGUAUAAAAUGGAAUUUAAAGUUCACUUAUGAUUGUAUAUGAACCACAGAGGAGCCCAUUUAUUAAUAAAAAACUUUUUUAAUAGUUAAAUGUAGAGGGAAAAAAUAAAAAAAAAUGGGAAACAUUGUAAACAGCUUAAGUUUAUUUUGUGUAUGAUCGAGGCACUCUGUUGCAGGAAGGUGUGUAAUUGGGUUCUCUCUGCUUCAAAUGCGCUCUUUCAAACCAUUCAUUAUCCUGUGUAUUUUUAAUGUGGUUUUAGUAAAUGUUGGUAGUAGCUCUGUUGAAGUAGGUAAUUGUGUUAUGUUUUGGGUGGUACACACUUGGGGCAUGGUAACCCAAAUUUCAUGUGCACGGUUUCCCUUUAGCCCACUGCCCAAAUUUCACAUACCCUUCACCCUUUGUUCCCUUUGUAAAAGGAGUGGUAUCUGUUUUGAGCUGCCAAUUCAGAUGAUCAGAAAUGCUGCUUUCCUCAGCAUUGUCUUGUUAAACCGCAUGCCAUUUGGAACUUUGGCAGUGAGAAGCCAAAAGGAAGAGGUGAAUGACAUAUAUAUAUAUAUUCAAUGAAAGUAAAAUAUAUAUGCUCAUAUACUUUCUAGUUAUCAGAAUGAGUUAAGCUUUAUGCCAUUGGGCUGCUGCAUAUUUUAAUCAGAAAAUAAAAGAAAAUCUGGGCAUUUUUAGAAUGUGAUACAUGUUUUUUUAAAACUGUUAAAUAUUUCGAUAUUUGUCUAAGAACUGGAAUGUUCUUUAAAUUUACUAAAACAGUAUUGUUUGAGGAAGAGAAAACUGUACUGUUUGCCAUUAUUACAGUCAUACAAGUGCAUGUCAAGUCACCCACUCUCUCAGGCAUCAGUAUCCACCUCAUAGCUUUACACAUUUUGAUGGGGAAUAUUGCAGCAUCCUCAGGCCUGACAUCUGGGAAAGGCUCAGAUCCACCUACUGCUCCUUGCUCGUUGAUUUUGUUUUAAAAUAUUGUGCCUGGUGUCAACUUUUAAGCAACAGCACUGCCUAAAAGCAAGCAGAGAACAGAAUCCCAGCACCAUUCUAUAGGCAACUUUUUAGAAUUCAGAUAUAGUAAAUCUGUUCCAGAUUUAUGAUGUUUUAUGUAAAAAAAAUUUUGUAUAAUAACAUAGCUGAAUAUUUUUGUUUCAUUUCUUUGAUGUAAGGCGUGUGAACAUUCGUUUGAAUAUCACAUGUUGAAGUCAGGUAUGGCACAAUGGGUUCUGAGACCAGCUUUUCCUCCCCUCCCAUUUGCCUUGUUCCAAGCUCUUUCUUUUCAAAUUACUUUUCUGAUAUUCAUAGGCAGGUAUUUAAUUUACUAAUUAGCAUCCUGUGUGAAUGUAUUAAAGAAGCCACUGUGUUUUAGUGUAGUUGGCAAAAAUAUAAAAGUUGUUUCUUAUUUGCCCCUAUUUCUUUUGGUGUCUUAAAGUUAUAUAUUAAAUCACAGAGAAGCAAGGGAGAAAGUUGAAAGAUAUCUAAGGCUCAUAUCACUUGAUUCUAUGGUAGAUUAUAUUAGAAUUGAGGAUGUGGCACAUAAAAACUGGAACAUGGGCAAAUAUAGUGUUCCAUUUUAAAAUUCUAAGUUUAUAUUGUUAAAUGGGUGAAAAUUUAAGUUUGUAUUUGCAUUUCCAAGCGUUUCUAAAAAUCACUAAUGCCAUCUAUACUUUUAGUGUGAAACAGCAUAGUAUAGAAAGCACAGGGAAGAACAGGCUAAAUACAUUCUUUGAAGAACCAGAGGCAUAUAACCAUAUCAUUAUGUCAUUCCUAACACAUGGCUAGAUUUUCUAAUGAUAAAAUUGACUGUGUCCCAAUGCUUAUUUGAUUCUAGCCUUUUUUAUUCUGUUUCUGAGAUAUUUUAAUAGCUUUGCAAAAUAUGCUGACCAGUUUUUGGAAAAUAAUGGUUUUUAUAGCAAGCAAAGACUUUAUGGCACAUUUUCAAAAUAGCACUCAUACAUACUUACAUUUUGACAGAAAUGUGAAUUCUCACAUUGGUAAGAUAUUCUUUUUCCCACCUGCCCUACCCUUUAAAAAAGGUCACUUUUCUAAUGUGUAGUAGAUUCAUUUAUGCCUUUCCCUUUGAGUCAUACCAUGUUUGGAGAACUGUGUGAAUUGUAGGUAGAGAAAUUAACUAGGGAAGCCAGAAACUUGAACUAAAGUUUUAAAUUUGUAGGCAGAUGAGAACUUUUAUACUAUGGUUUCUUUGGGUGAUUCUAAUUUUGUAAUAGCAUCAUGAUCACCAAAAUUAAUUCAAACAUUUUAGUACAUCUUUAAUCUGUCUUAUUUACCAAAGUUCUAAUCUAUUUAAGAACAGGAUGCCAAGAGCAUCUUUCAUUUUAUAGAAUGAUAUGCUCACCUUUAUUUUAUAAGUGUCACCUAAAAGCUUGAGGGUAAAAAAGAAGCAGCCCGUAUAUCUAAACUACAGGAUGUCUUGAACAAGAUUCACAGAAAGAAAGAAAAAAGCAGUUCUUUCCAGGAAGGUGGUAAGGAAGAGCAUGCAUAUUUCUUGUUUUAACCAAAUACCUUUUUUAUGUAAAUGUCUCUAUUAAACCACAGAUCCUACACCAGGAAAUAGGGUGAUAACCAGGAAAAUACCAAGCUUUAACCCAGUUGGCAGUUCCUUGUGGCAUAUAUUUGGUUAGACUUGGGUUUUUCUUGGAACCAAAGGAAAAUAAGCAUGUUGAGUUCUUCGUUAAACAGACGUGACAUUGAAGUAAUGGAAUAUUUUUUAAGCUAAAUAGUUUUCACUUUCAAAGCAUAUGACAUAAGGACAUUUGUGCUUAUUAAUUGUUAAUUUUUAUGGUACAUUGUAUAAACUGAGUAGCAUUGAACUGCAUUUAGAAGUAUGUCAUCAGAAACCAAUCACAUUAUGAAAAGGAUAUACAAAUGCCAAGUGAUAUGACUCUUUUGGCAUGGUGGUAGCAUGGUCCAUUCAGCUUUCAGAAUCUUUCGGAGGCUCUAAUUUGGUGCCUAUUACUAGUUAUUUUUGUUAGAACAAUCUCUCAAAAUUUAGAUAAUUUUCCAGUUGUAUGUCUGUCACUUUUAACUCUAAAGCAUAAGAAUCAUGGUAACCUUCUCAGAAGUGGUCCUUUCUUGCUCAUUUCAGUUUCGUAUUAAUUUCAAAUCACUGAUGUAUUUUCUUUCAAGCUAUCAAUUGUUAUAUGUACCACAUGUAAUUUAGUUUGUAGUUAUCUGAAGUUACAAAAUUGGUUCAGCAUUGAUGUCAAACAAUGGCUUUGCUUCUUACCAAACAGACUUAGUAUCCUGCUGCUUGUUUUAAUCUUGAUGCAGUAAGUGAUGCAGUAUCUGGGUUUGUAUUUACUUAGAAACUGUACUGUCCUUUCUGUGCUUAACUUGCUAAAAAUAUAUUCCCUUACCUGUGAAAUUCCUGAGCGGUGCUCUGCCAACUUUUCAAGGGGAGGGAUUUGGAUGGCUGUGUUACUGCACACUGGAUCUGGAAUUGUUCAGGGUUAUGAGUGACAAAUUUCUUAAACACCAGCAGCACUGAGAUGUGCACUAUGGGCAUUCGUACAGUUGUCCAAAUGCAAACAACUUUUUCAUCUUGGAGAAGCUGAGAUACAGAGUUCAAUAGAACUACUUGGAAUAUUUUGAGAAGGUUGAAUGUUUCAUCUUUGGCUUUGUUGUCUCGAGUGGGGAAGUAUGGAGGGCUUUUUUUUUUUUUUUUUUUUUUAAAGAGUGUGUAUGUACUUUUUCUCUCUAUAAGGUCCAGGGUGUUGGUCAAAUUCACCAUGAAUUAAUUUAUAUCUUCUGUUGUGAUUUUUUUCAACUAUAUAACAAGUGCCAACUAAUUGUCCAUGGGACAAUCUACUUUUCCACUCAGUUUAUCGUUUUGAGUAGGGAAAGGUUCAUUUAUUUUCAUUACCUGGCAUUAAGUUAAAGAAUUCAUUAUUUUGCAUACAUUCGAGUCAUUCUGUGGCCUAUAAAGUGUUUUUGUAACUAUCUAAUUCUAAUGGUUGGAAAGCAAAGCACAUGACUGUAAAACCAAGCAAGGUGUUUUAGUAACUUUUUCCCUGAAUACUUGGUAGUUUCCAUUGAUACUAUUCCAAAACAAAUUCUGCUGUUUUAGGUUGUAUAUUUACUUUGCUUUUGUUCUAAGAAAAAGCCAAGGACUAAAUCAACUUGUUAUUGUGUUUCAGUAAUCAGUUUAAAAUCUAAGAUUUUUUUUUAAAUUAGAAUAUUUAAUGAAGUGCCAUGUAAUUGUAGCUUGCUAGUGUUUAAUGUUUAAUAGACUGGUUCUGUAGGUGUUUUAACCAUUUAACACUCUCUGCCAUCCCUGGAGAAAGUGGUUCUACUCUUACUGAACACAUUCUCUCUGACAAAAUCACCAGCUGCUUUAUUUUUCUAUUUAUUACAGUUAAACAGUUGAUGAGGUCUGAAUCUUGACCAAAACUGCUCAGCUGAGAUGUUUUUCACAAUAGACACUGUACAAAGUGUGCGUGCAAAAGGACACGGUUGGUAGUAUUUUUUCAUUAAUGUGAACAUUGACUAAAAAAAAGCAGUCCUGCCUUUUAAAUCUUGUGGCAGCUCAGAAGGGAGGUGCUUAAGAACCUUAACUACUAUGUCAGAUAACAAAAUAUUUUUUUCCAUUUUGGAGAUUGGUUACUGCUCACACAUGAUGUAUAGGGCUAAAUAUAUGCUUGUUUCCUUGCACCUGUGUACUUCCCCUCUCUCCCUCCCUUUCCUUCCCCUGUAGGCAAUAAAUGGCCAUUUUGCAACUGCA
Molecule: messenger RNA, 10143 nt
Organism: Pongo pygmaeus (Bornean orangutan)
Lineage: Eukaryota; Metazoa; Chordata; Mammalia; Primates; Hominidae
Gene: CNOT6L
Product: CCR4-NOT transcription complex subunit 6 like
Exons: 12
Coding region: 1476-3128 (550 amino acids)
Molecular function (GO): poly(A)-specific ribonuclease activity; protein binding
Source: RefSeq, a predicted model, not a curated record